AUGCGCGCUGUCCAAAAUCUGAGGAUAUCAUGGCUGACUGAAUCGUUCGCAGCUCCCGCCAAGAAGUCCCAGCAGAAGAUGUCCCUGGGGGACUUUCUGGGCGACCAAUCUCUCGGAUCAUGGGCCGACGAAAUGGAGGAUAUGCCGAAACCGUGUGCUGACGAUGUGCUAGGCGGCGGCGGCUAUGGAGGCGAAAGGCGUGCAUUCAGCUCCGCUGGCGGAUUCGGUUCUGACCGCGGCUUCGCCCCCAGUGGAUUUGCGCGCGAGCAGCUUCCCCUCCCCACGAGGCCCCCGUAUACUGCCCAUCUGGGUAACCUUUCGUUCGAUGCUACCGAAGGCGACGUCAGCGAUUUCUUCAGCGGCUGCGAGGUCACCAAUGUGCGUAUCGUGGAGGACAAGCUGGAGAGAAAGCCGAAAGGCUUUGGCUACGUUGAGUUCGGCAGUCUCGACGGCCUAAAAAAGGCGCUCGAGUUGUCUGGCACACAGUUCCAGGGUAGAAAUAUCAGGAUCAGUGUUGCUGAACCGCCCAAGGAUCGUCCCGAAGCCAAGGACAUGUCCGACUGGACUCGAAAGGGUCCUCUUCCUGACCUCCCGGGUGCGCGCCGUGCGUCCGACCGAGGAGGGGGAGGCUAUCGUCAGUUCGAUACUGGUUCCGAUGUCGGAAGCGAACGUGGAGGCAGCCGACGGGGUCCUCCGCCGUUCUCGGGUGAUGGCAAGGAGCGCGACUUCGGCAACUGGGAGCGAAAGGGUCCCCUGUCGCCCGUUCCUCAAACCGGACCGAUGAGAGAGGGCGGCAGGGUGCGAAGCAACGAUGGACCGCGCGAGCGACGACAGUCUCCUGCGUGGGGCGAGGGACGCUCGAACGAUGGAUCCCGUCCACCACGCCGCGAGUUCCAGGACCGGCCUCACUACGACCGACAACCUACGGCUCCAGAGCUUGACAACCAGUGGCGGGCCAGGAUGCGUCCCGAUGCUCCGGCCAAGUCUCCGUCGGGCACUCCCGAAACCAGUGUUCCCUCGUCUCCCGCUCCUCAACAUGCUGCUCCGGCAACUCGCCCUAAGUUGAACCUCACCAAGCGUACCGUGUCCGAUAGCGAUCCGGUACCUCCGACAGCCUCUUCUGAGACUCACUCCAAGUCGAACCCCUUCGGUGCGGCGCGUCCGAUUGAUACCGCCGCUCGCGAGAGAGAGAUUGAGGAAAAGAGGGAGCUUUCUAUCCGUCAAAAGAAGGAGGCUGACGAGAAGGCACGCGAGGAGAAGAGGGCAAAAGAGGCAGCAGAGAAGGCCGCGGCUAAGGAGGCAGCACCUCCGACGCCCACGGGGGACAAGUCCAAGGAGGAUGGCGGAGAGGAGAAGCCACGCCCGAAUUUCGAGAUCCUGCGACGUGUGAGUAACGAAGACGACGCAGCCCCAGAGGAAGACGCACCUGAUGCGCCUGCAAACGGAAACAUCGUCGACGACAAAGAGGUCAAGCCAAAGGAGAUUGUGCGCAAUCCGAAGGCCGAAGGACCGUGGAGGCGGAAGUCUGGCGCUCCCUCGGCAGCAGCUGGAACUACGACCGAGGGCCUUGAGGAUGACGGCUGGAGUACCGUCACGAAGCCAAAGAACACGAGGGGUAGAGGAGGUCGUGGCGGCCCGUCCCGUGCCAUCGCCUCCUAG
Molecule: messenger RNA, 1659 nt
Organism: Trematosphaeria pertusa
Lineage: Eukaryota; Fungi; Ascomycota; Dothideomycetes; Pleosporales; Trematosphaeriaceae
Exons: 5
Coding region: 1-1659 (552 amino acids)
Molecular function (GO): RNA binding
Source: RefSeq, a predicted model, not a curated record